AUGUGUGCUCCUGUGGAAGUGCACAGCUUAGUAGCUGCUUGGUCAAGGGCAUCUUUCUGCGUUCUGCGCAUCGCAUCGCAUCGCAUCGCCGGCGGGCCUCACACCUUGGCCACACCCUGGGUUCACCGAUGA
Molecule: messenger RNA, 132 nt
Organism: Colletotrichum tamarilloi
Lineage: Eukaryota; Fungi; Ascomycota; Sordariomycetes; Glomerellales; Glomerellaceae
Exons: 1
Coding region: 1-132 (43 amino acids)
Source: RefSeq, a predicted model, not a curated record